CCUCUGGGUGGCACUGGUCUUCACGUGGAGAGGCACCACGACGAGAGUUGACAGCGGCAUAGUUUAGUUUAGUUCAGCGAGCUCUACAGUCGGUCUGUUUGGGAAACAAUCUCCGCUGUGAGGUAACCUGCAGAGACAUAUGGAGGAGACGGGCGGUGCGAGCGCGUACGGGGCUUCUCUCGCCGGAGGAGGCUUUGACUUCUACAAGUUUAUCCGACAGCCGCAAACCAUCGUGCGGAUACUCAGCUGGAUAUUUGCCCUGGUGGUGUUUGCUACCAUCACAACCGAGGGAUAUAUCAACUCUGUCGACAGUUCUGAGGUAAAGUGCAUCUUCAACCACAACGACUCAGCAUGUCAUUACGCCAUUGGAAUCGGAGUGAUUGCCUUCCUGGCAUGUGUGGCCUUCCUGGUGUUGGACGUUUACCUGCCUUUUAUGAGCAGCGCACAGGAAAGAAAGUACGCCGUCAUGGCCGACCUGGGAUUCUCAGGGGCAUGGUGCUUCCUCUGGAUGGUUUGUUUCUGCCUGUUGGCCAGCCAGUGGACUAAAACUCUGGAUGUCACCGCUGUCCCAAAGGACGCAGCACGAGCCACUGUGGCCUUCUCAUUCUUCUCUAUCGCCACAUGGGGAAUCCUGGCAUACUUUGCAUUCAUCCGUUUCCGCCGCGGUGUGAACCAAGUAACCAUCCCGACCUACACAGAGCAGCCACCAGAUCAGCACACCCCUUACCCUCCGACCUACGCUCCCACCUCCUACAACCCCACUACCUACACCCCUACCACUUACAACUCCUAUCCCAGCAGCGUGCCUGACAUGCACAAGCAGCCGCCCUUCACGCCAAACCCGCAGGCGCAUGGUAACGCCGAAUACCUGCCGCCGAAUUACUGAGACAAAGGGAGGUCACAUGGACCAGAUCAUCUGUUGGCACACUGGCUGUAGUUGUACUGCACAGACUCAAAGCUGGAUCAUAUUGAUGUGGUUUUACGAUGGAUUCAGCAGUUCCACGAGCCUGAGCAGCGCAACUGCAAGUUAGGGACGAGAUACAACGCUGUUUACGACAAAUGGUCUGUGGAUAUACAAGGCGUCAGUCUGUUUUGACUUUAGACCUGUGUGCAAAGACGGUGUUUUUUUGUUUUUUUUUACCUCAAGUGGGCUGAUCCUGAAGGGUGGUGGUAGUUAGAUUGUAGCCAGGAGGUCAAAGGUCACAUACGUGACGUUGUGAAGAAUGUGUUCCUCUUCACUCUCUGGUGGAACCGGAGAAUCCACAUUUGUACAUAGAUUUCACCUUACAGAGCCGCCAUGUGCCUGAUUUUCUUUGCUUGUUUGGUUCAGUUCAUUGUUCAUGUUCACAGUGGAUUAGUUUUUUUGUAAAACGUUGGUUAUGUACAAAUCGUGCCAGUUUCUCAGCCAUAAAAUCACCCUUAAGAUUUGUAAUCUUUGUGCUACGGUAAUGUUGCUCCUUGGUUGACCGCCUCAACAAGCUUUAAAGACCACUCCAAUGUCCUGUUGUGACAGGAGAAAACACAGAACCCCUCUAUUACUUCAACUCUGAUCCAUGCAAAUAUAACAAACCUGUGUCGGUAACUGAGUUACGUGUGCCAACCUGUGGAGGCAGUAAUUGGCGGUUCAUACUUGGUGUUUUAAACUAGUUGCUAGUUUUCAAUCACUGGAGGAAGGGCAAUGUAUAAAACCACUGAACAGGUUUGUCCACCUAGUUAAUGAAUUACUCUUCUGUAAUAGACAUGCGAUUAGAAAUCCCCCGUAUGGCUGCAAACGACAGCCCUGCAAGGUGUAAGACGUUUUGUUUACAGGGUUCUUAAUCUGAAUUGUUGAAGGCUGCAUGAAAUGAAAAUCACACGCAACUUAGGGAAGCCAAUCCAUAUGAAAAACACAUGUUUAUUUGUCAUUUGUGCCUUCAUAAGAAAUGUAACAUUAAAAGGGGUUUGGGGAAAGGAAAAUAAACUGUGCCAUGAUUCAAUAUUAAAGUUAAGCUGUGCAUCAUA
Messenger RNA from Pungitius pungitius (ninespine stickleback), 2001 nucleotides. It is a transcript of the gene syngr2b, whose product is annotated as synaptogyrin 2b. Gene Ontology annotation, cellular component: synaptic vesicle membrane; neuromuscular junction. Lineage: Eukaryota; Metazoa; Chordata; Actinopteri; Perciformes; Gasterosteidae. The record is from RefSeq and is a predicted model, not a curated record. The transcript has 4 exons. Bases 140 to 886 code for a protein of 248 amino acids.